AUGCAGAUUCUGCAGCCGGCCGACGCGGCGCCCUGCGGUGACGACGCGCGGGGCGCAUCGAGCAAUCCCCGCGCUUCCUCCCCGUCGUCCGCGCAUUCUCCUUCCUCCCGCCGCCUUCCCCCCGUUUCCCCGCCUUUCCCCGCGCCGCUGCGAAUCGAUGCCUGGUCGCUCGUGCUCUCACUGCUCCCCCCGCGCGGUAUCGCCUGCGCUGCGCUCGCGUGCUCCUCCCUCGCCGCUGCCGCCGCCGCCGUCACCGCUGCGCGCACCGCCGAUGCGACGGGCGGCAGCGAGCCGCGUGCCGUCCCGUUCCUCGUGCCGCAUCACGGUCUUCCCGCGGGGGCGGGGGGAACAGGGGUGGCGGGGGGAUCCGGGGGAACGGGAGCGGGGGUCGCACGGGCGCCGUCCGCCCCGCGGUAUUCGUACUUCCGCUAUUCGCGCGCGAACGUGCGGGUGACGUCAGACGAAUCGUCCUUCCCCUCCUUGCUGCUUCAUUUCCAGAAUCGCAAGAUCGUCAACCCACCGGGAACGCCGCCGCAUGAAGGCCGCACCGGAUCGCUACAGCACGAAGGCGGCGCGGGCCGAUCCGCCGGGGCUCUGCCGAUCACUCCGCCGAUCAUUCCGCCGUAUCCGUAUCCGCAGCCUCCUUGGUGGUGGGGUGUGCUUCCGGAUUAUCUCAAACGCGCGGACGAUUUAAAGCGCGAGGAGCGGCAGCAGCUGCUCCGACAUUCUGACGAGGGGGAAGGGGAAGAGAGGAAGCAGCCGCGUAAAUCAUUCCCUGGGGAGGGGGACGCGCAAGUUGUGCGGGGCGGGCAGUCAGAUGCGCGGAAGCGGAAGCGGGAGGGGAAGAGGGAAGGGGAGGGGGAAGCGGAGGCGGAAUGGCAGGCGGAGCAGCGGGCGGUGGCGCGGCAGGCGCUGCAGCCGCACGCGCUCCAAGACGCGCUGACGAGCCUCCUCCCCGCCAUCUCUGCCCAUGCACGGAGCGGAGGCGGAAGCCGCGCGUGGCCUGGCUGUGACUGCUGCACGCGCGGACACACGCGGGGGGAAGCGGGCGACAGCGCGGAGGAGGGAGAGGCGAGAGCGGGAGAAGAGACGGGGAAGAGCGGAGGUGCAGGUGUGUCCGGUGGUGGCAGGCCUAGAGAUUUCCUUUGUGGUGGUGAUGAAGGUGCUGCGCAGUCCGGGCACGCGCGUGCGCGUGAUGAAGGUGCUUUGAGACGUCUCAAAGGUGCUGCGAGUGGUGGUCGGAAUUCUUCUGGUAGAAGACAUAGCUGCUGCACGCGCGCCCGUUGCCCUUGCGUUGCGCCCCUGCUCUCUAAAGCAGGGCGCGGGGGACAUGCAGUGGUGGAAGCAGGGAGAGAGCGAGAGGACCGGGCGGAAGGGCCGAGGAGGGAACAGCAGGAAGGGGGGGAAGGGGAAGCAGAUGAAGCAGAGGAAGGGGAGGCAGGAGAAGACGAUGUGGUGUUUGAGUGUGGUCCCUUCUGCUCCUGUGCUCUGCAGCAGCACCGCAUGGCCUCACAUCCAGGCCCCCGCACACCAACCAGCACAGUCUUAACAGCGGCAGCGGCACCAGCAGCAGCAGCAGCAGCGGAGGAGGAGGGAGCUUCUAUCACCACCGCAUGUCCCACGUGCCCCAACCGCAGCAGUCAGCGGGGCGUGCAGUGGAGCCUAGCAGUGGUGUGGAGUGGUAGCAAGGGGUGGACCCUGGUCGCCCAGGAGAGCAUCCCACGCGGUGCCCUCAUCUGCCAAUACGCCGGCGAGGUGGUGAGUGGAGGGGAGGCAAGUGCACGGCAAGCUCUGUAUGAUGCUGCUGCAGGUGCAGUCCUGCGCACGCAGAUAGACCCGUCUCGCAUGGGCUCCCUGGGUCGAUUCAUGAGCCAUGAGUGCGGGGGAGGGAAUGUGGCUCGCGUGGUGGUUCGGCAGGCCGGCUGCUUGCUGCCUGCUGUGGGCCUUGUGGCUCGGAGGGAGGUUCGGCAAGGAGAGGAGCUUACGUUUAGCUAUGGGGGUGUGGGGGAGGGGGAGGGGGAGGUGGAGGAUGGGGAUGGGGACGGGAAGAGGGAGGUGGAGGGGAGUGAGGGUGGGAGUGUGGGAGGGGAUGAUGGGGAGGGUGGGAGAGUGGAGGGCGAGGAGGGUGGGAGGGAAGAGUGUUGGAAGAGCGGUUGGGAGCAGCAGCAGCAGCGGCCGCUGGUGAAGCGGAGCAAGUGUUGCUGUGGUUCAGUGCGGUGCAGCGGGUAUCUACCAUUUGAUGUGCUGUGA
Molecule: messenger RNA, 2250 nt
Organism: Closterium sp. Naga37s-1
Lineage: Eukaryota; Viridiplantae; Streptophyta; Zygnematophyceae; Desmidiales; Closteriaceae
Source: the annotation of a GenBank genome assembly